Molecule: messenger RNA, 616 nt
Organism: Maniola jurtina (meadow brown)
Lineage: Eukaryota; Metazoa; Arthropoda; Insecta; Lepidoptera; Nymphalidae
Product: mitochondrial import receptor subunit TOM20 homolog
Exons: 4
Coding region: 142-606 (154 amino acids)
Biological process (GO): tRNA import into mitochondrion; protein targeting; protein import into mitochondrial matrix
Cellular component (GO): mitochondrial outer membrane; mitochondrial outer membrane translocase complex
Molecular function (GO): transmembrane protein transporter activity
Source: RefSeq, a predicted model, not a curated record
CAACUUGAUAUAAUAGAAUUUUUUGAAAGAAAUUUGUAAAUGGCGAUUGACUAACCGCAAAAAUAUUCAACAAAAACGAGUGUUUACUGUGUCUUUUAUCAUACUUUUAUGGAUAAUUAGUUAAAUAUAUCUUUUAACAAAAUGGAGAUUACACGUACAACGCUCGGUAUAGCCUGCGGUUUGGCCGGAACACUUUUCCUAGGCUAUUGUGUUUACUUUGACCAACAACGACGCAAGGAUCCUUUAUUUAAAAAGAAGCUUAGAGAACGUCGUGAGAAAGCACAACAGAAUGCAACACGGUCACGUACGGUCGGUGGGCCUCUGCCUGACAUGAGUGACCAUGAAGCUAUGCAGCGGUUCUUCCUACAACAGAUCCAACUGGGUGAGGAGCUCCUAGCGGCGGGAGACCUCGAGGCGGGCGUGGAGCACCUCGGACAAGCUGUUGCAGUGUGCGGACAGACACAGCAACUUUUGAGUGUACUUCAACAAACGAUGCCGGCUCCAAUCUUCCACCUUCUGCUCAAGAAGCUCCCGGAAGUGUCGGAGCGGCUGCGCGCCUCCAUGCGCGCCGGCGGCGCCACGCUCCAAGAGGAAGAUGUCGAAUAAACUCUGUGCU